AUGCUUAAAAUAAGAAUCAUAACUAGUAGAAUUAAUAUGAAAGCUAUAUGUUUUUAGAAAUAUACUAUUGCAAUCGUUUAUUAAUAUUUCUAAAUGGUCCUAAAUUUUAAUGAUUCUACAGGUAGUAUUAAAAACAUUCAAUUACAUCCUAACUUAGAUUAUAUAGCUUCUGUUUCUUUAGAUAGAUAUUUGAGAUUACAUAGUGUUUUGUGGUCUUCUGAAAAAAUUAUCGAAUAAUAAGAAGGAGAUGAUUAUGAAAAUGAAAAACAAGAUAGUUAGAAUCCAAUACAAGAAAGUAAUGAGGAAGAUGAUUUUGUUAAAGAAGAAAACAAAUAACUAAAAAAAGUGGAAAGAAGAGAAUUGGAAAAGAAAAAUUGUGAUAAGGCCUUCUAUAUUAUUCCAACUACUCUAUCGAAAAGAUCAGCAGGAAUAGGUAUAGGAAAAAAAAUAGACUUUUCUUAAACUUAAAUAGAUGCCCCUUCACCAGGAUCUUAUAAUCCAAAAUCAGUUUUUGAUCUUGAAAUAUCGAUUAGUAAAGGAAAAAAGUUCGGACUUUCACGGGAAAAUGUUAUCGACAAAUCAUAUAUUAAAAAAAAUAAUUAUUUUGUCCCUGGACCAGGGCAGUAUAAAUAAAAAAGUUCUUUAACUAAAUAAGCGUUUUCAAUAAGACCAAAAACACCUGAUAUAAACAAUCCAGUAUUCCUUGGUGGUAAAAAUGGAUAACUUUAAAAUCCGGGACCAGGCUAUUAUAAAACUUUUAAUAUAAUAAAUUAAAAAGGAAAGUAAAUUAUAUCAAAAUAUGAAAGUUCGAAAGCAGCUUGUUUCAAUCCACCAAUAUCGAACAGAUUUUAAUAAAAAAAAAAUAUUUUCCCUGGUCCCGCAACUUAUCCAUAAAAAUCUGAUUUAGAAUUAAUUUUAAGCAAUUAUAAAAAUAAUGGAAAAUGUGUUAUUUUACAAUCCUAAAGAUUUUCAUUUACUUAAGAUAGAGCAAGUAUAUCACCAGGGCCUGGAAGUUAUAGAUUACCAAGUGAUUUUGAUUGUAUUUAAGUUAAAAAGUUUAUUUUCAAUUUAUUAUUCAACGGUGUCAGAAUAUUGUCAUCAAAAUUCAGUCAAGUAGAUUAACGUCAUAGCUUUAAGCUCAGACGUCGUGAGACUAUAGAAUCAUCAAUUUGA
Messenger RNA from Ichthyophthirius multifiliis, 1173 nucleotides. RefSeq lists its product as hypothetical. Gene Ontology annotation, molecular function: protein binding. Lineage: Eukaryota; Ciliophora; Oligohymenophorea; Hymenostomatida. The transcript has 13 exons. The record is from RefSeq and is a predicted model, not a curated record.